AUGCACAAACGCAUUUUGAAUAAACUCAAUCCAGCUCAACAUAAAAAGAGGGAUAAUCUGACGUCGUCCGAUCUCGAUACCACUUCUGCUUCGUCCCAGUCUCAAUCCCAACCGCAUUCGUCCCAGUCUCAUUUUCUGUCUCAUACUUCUACCUCGCACACGUCUCAGUCGUCGCAUUCUCAGCAGUCGCAGUCUCAGUCACAGUCUCAGUCGCACGCCCUGUCGUCGCCUAUUUCGUCGCUAUCGUCAAAUUCUACUACUGCUAGUAAUCCCUCGACAAUGUCCAGUGCUCAUCAGGUUCCCGGUACUGUUCCAGGUACCGUUUCAGGUGCUGUCCCAGUUGUAACUGGCCAGCCACAGCCACAGCAGGCUCUGUUGGUAGACCAUCAGGCUGUCUCGCAUCAGCAGCAGCCUCAACAACAUGUGCCAGUUGGCCAUGAUAUCCAUUCUCAGCCUGCUGUCGAUGCUCACCAGCAACAGCAACAGCAACAGCAGCAACAACAACAACAUUAUCAGCAACUUCACCAACAACAGGCAGACCAACAGGCUCAACAACAUCAACAACAACAACAACAAUUGCCUCACCAGGACCAGCAAACAAUUCAAAGUCAUGGUCAAGUGGCUGCUUCUCCUGCUAAUACCGCUGCCAUUACUUCUGUAGCUGGCAACCACAGUCUUCUUCCCAAGAGAUCGACUGUUUCAAAGGGUAAAUACUCACUUUCAGAUUUCCAAAUCCAAAGAACUCUUGGAACUGGCUCGUUUGGAAGAGUUCACUUGGUUCGCAGUAUCCAUAAUGGCCGUUUCUACGCCAUCAAGGUUUUGAAAAAGGCCCAGAUCGUGAAAAUGAAACAGGUCGAACACACCAAUGACGAACGUCGUAUGCUCAAGCUUGUAGAACACCCGUUUUUGAUUAGAAUGUGGGGUACUUUCCAGGACUCUAGAAACCUGUUUAUGGUUAUGGAUUAUAUUGAGGGUGGUGAAUUGUUCUCUUUGUUGAGAAAAUCUCAACGGUUUCCCAAUCCUGUCGCUAAAUUCUAUGCUGCCGAAGUCACUUUGGCUUUGGAAUACCUUCACUCUCACAAUAUCAUCUACCGUGAUCUUAAACCCGAGAACAUUUUGCUUGAUAAGAAUGGACAUAUCAAGAUCACCGAUUUCGGGUUUGCCAAGGAAGUAUCUGAUGUUACCUGGACUCUUUGUGGAACUCCUGAUUAUAUCGCUCCUGAGGUUGUCACUACCAAGGCGUACAACAAGUCGGUUGACUGGUGGUCCCUAGGUAUUCUCAUCUAUGAAAUGCUAACUGGAUAUACUCCUUUCUACGACCAGACGCCCAUGAAAACAUAUGAAAACAUUCUUGUUGGUAAUGUGCGCUACCCACCUUACCUGCACCCCGAUGUCACAGACCUGCUGCAAAAACUCAUCACAAAGGAUCUGACCCGUCGUCUUGGUAAUUUACAGGGAGGCUCCAGUGAUAUCAAAUCGCACCCUUGGUUCAGCGAGGUCAUUUGGGAGAAGCUGCUGUCCAAAGACAUUGAAACCCCCUACGAACCACCCAUCCAAUCUGGCGUCGGUGACACCUCGCUUUUCGACCGCUACCCUGAGGACGAGCUCGACUACGGUAUCAGCGGCCCCGACCCCUACAGUGACCUCUUUACCGACUUCUGA
Messenger RNA from Sugiyamaella lignohabitans, 1662 nucleotides. RefSeq names its product cAMP-dependent protein kinase catalytic subunit TPK2 (gene TPK2). The transcript has a single exon. Gene Ontology annotation, molecular function: cAMP-dependent protein kinase activity; ATP binding. Gene Ontology annotation, biological process: peptidyl-serine phosphorylation. NCBI's taxonomy places the organism in Eukaryota, Fungi, Ascomycota, Dipodascomycetes, Dipodascales, Trichomonascaceae. The record is from RefSeq and is a predicted model, not a curated record. Bases 1 to 1662 code for a protein of 553 amino acids. Gene Ontology annotation, cellular component: nucleus; cAMP-dependent protein kinase complex.